AACCCCUGCUCUGGUCCACACCAGCUUAUCCAACCGCUGCUGUUCGGUUCCCUUCCUUCUUCGCCCUUCCCACGCUGGGCCCGGCAGUUGCUGAGCGCCGGGAGGGCGGAGCAAGAGCGCCGCGCAAGCUUUGUCUCUCUCUGUGUGCAAAACCCAAUCGGUCAGGCAGCGCUGCUUCUCGCGGAGCGGAUCACCCGCCAGAGACCCUUCAGCAAUGUUUGGCAUGAUCAGAAAUUCUCUUUUUGGUACCGCGGAGGUUUGGCCCUGCCGGCUUCUGAGCAAGGGGGAGAAGGAUGAUGUAGCCUAUGAGGAAAGGACAUAUGAAGGUGGGAUGUUUGCCAUUGUUGAACUCUCUGAAAAGCCCUUUGACGAGGCUUUACAUGAAGCAGUGCUGAAGCUUCUUAAAUAUGUUGGAGGAAGCAAUAAUCAAGGAGCUGGCAUGGGGAUGAUGGCCCCAGUUUGUAGCACAGUCUUUCCUGCAGAGGAUGGAUCAUUGCAGCACAAGGUGAAAGUUCUGCUACGGAUCCCAAGCCAGUUCCAGGACAACCCCCCUUCACCAAGUGAUGUGAGCAUCCAGAUUGAGAAAAGGGAAGAAAUGGUUGUUUAUUCUACGAUGUUUGGAGGCUAUGCAAAAGAAGUAGACUAUGUGAAUUAUGCAGCCAAGCUAACCUCUGCUUUAGGAAAUGAGGCAUCCUUCCACAAAGACUUCUAUUUUUGCAAUGGUUACGAUCCCCCCAUGAAACCCUAUGGGCGGCGCAAUGAAGUUUGGCUGUUGAAAAAAGUGACCAAUUAAAAAAGCUGGAAGGAACUCUAGGAAAAUAUCCACCAAUGCCAUGGAAAGUAAUGGAAGUGAAAAUGAGAAAACUAAGAUGGCUUGCUUUUGAAAUUCAUUCAGCAUUUCUUUUUAUUUUUAAUGAACAUAUAUUCAUAAAAUUCUUUUGAAUUUGCCAUUUAUUUCAUAAGGCAUCAAUUAUAUUUCUUGAGAUGAUUUUUCUCUUCUGCAGAAUAGGAAGAAUAAAGUGCCUUCUACAAAGAACAAUAUUUUUAAAUUGCACUAAGUGAGCAAUAAGAAAUAGUUUUUUAUUGCACCAGAACAAAUGAACAGAUAAAUUAUUGAAUUGUGGGAAGACCAAAUAUUAAUUCAAAUAAAUCCAGGUUAUCUCUU
This is a messenger RNA of Ahaetulla prasina, 1165 nucleotides long. RefSeq names its product heme binding protein 1 (gene HEBP1). The record is from RefSeq and is a predicted model, not a curated record. NCBI's taxonomy places the organism in Eukaryota, Metazoa, Chordata, Lepidosauria, Squamata, Colubridae. Bases 215 to 793 code for a protein of 192 amino acids. The transcript is spliced from 4 exons.